Ornithodoros turicata is the source of this 1557-nucleotide messenger RNA. Its product is annotated as sodium-coupled neutral amino acid transporter 7-like. NCBI's taxonomy places the organism in Eukaryota, Metazoa, Arthropoda, Arachnida, Ixodida, Argasidae. Gene Ontology annotation, molecular function: L-amino acid transmembrane transporter activity. The transcript has 10 exons. The record is from RefSeq and is a predicted model, not a curated record. Bases 95 to 1450 code for a protein of 451 amino acids. Gene Ontology annotation, biological process: amino acid transmembrane transport.
GACAAAGAAGGUGUGUUCUGUUUUGGCUACUGACUGAGUGGAGGAAUUUGCAAGCACAAGCAACAGAGCCACGAGAAUCUGCUGAAUAUCAAAGAUGUACCUUCAUCCACGAAAACCAAAGCCGAAAGAAGUGGCUAUACCCAGGGUCGUAGCCGACGUUCCCGCAAUUGAAGGUCCUGUGGAGGAACACAAAUUAUCAUCGGGAGGUUGGCAUACCGUGGCUUUUAUGCUGGUGAAUUGUGCCCUCGGAGCUGGUGUGCUGCACUAUCCAGCUGCGUAUGACGAGGCCGGCGGCCUUUUGAUCGGUACAGCCGUGCAAGCGGUGAUAAUUUUCAUCCUGGGUCCAACGGCCCUUGCUCUGGCCUACUGUUCGGAUGCUCACGGUGACAACACGUACCACGAGGUCCUGGAGUCUUGCUGUGGGACGAGAGCCCGGAAUGUGUCCGCCUGGUCCGUUCUUGUCUCCUACUUCGGUAUCUGCAUCGCUCUACUUGUAAUUAUCGGCGACCUUACGGACCGCAUAUUUGCUUCCGCGUAUGGAGCGCAAUUUUGCCACGAAUGGUACAUGUCUCGCCACUUCACCAUCGUCACCACGGCUAUAGUCUUCAUCUUGCCGCUGUGCCUUAUGAAAAACGUAACACUCCUGCAGCGUGCCAGCAAAGUGGGGGUCGUCGCCAUGCUUUAUCCUGUCUUCUUGACAGUCUACUCUUUUUAUACCAUUGAACGCCCAGAAGAUCUUCAUCUGCGUACGGAGCCGGAUUCCAUCAUAGACUUUGUGGUCAAUAUUCCUGUCUUUUGCUUCGCAUAUCAGAUGCACGAGAUGUCAGUGCCAGUGUACGCUGGUAUGGAGAAACGCGGAAUAGUUGGUUUCGCCAAGGCUCUGACCGUAGCACUCGCGUUUCUCUUCAUGGCAUACGUUACCGUCGGCUGCUUCGGAUAUGCCACGUACGGACACACCGUGAAGCCCAAUAUCAUGCAGAUGUUCAAUGCCUCUGAUCCCAUCGUGCUCUUCGGCAUCGUGGCCCUCAUGAUCAAGAUGGUUGUCACAUACCCACUCAUUGUGUUCUUUGGAAGGGAAGAGCUCGAAAGUAUGUAUAUCAGGUAUUACAAUCUCUCUCCCGAGGAAGCAAGUAAGGGAGAACGGAAGCGAACCUUCGUCGCCAUGGCCAUCUGGUUGCUGGUUCCCACAUUGCUGGCUAUAUCACCCAUUGACCUUGGAAUCGCCUUGAAGUUCUUGGGUUGCCUCUCAAUGUUUAAUGUAUACAUCUUCCCAGGUUUAUGCUUGGUGGGUGUCGUACGUAAGAAACCCGGCUACCUGCCCCGGGAGCGGUUGAUGCAGUUCCUGGGGUGCGUCGUCAUCAUCUUUGGCCUGCUGCUAUCUGGCACGGUCCUUGUACGGACUAUCUUGCAUCAUAUUCCAAAGAGCGGGGCCAGCCAUAAGUGUAGCUGACCAGGCAGCGGUUCAUCUUACUCAGCGUCAAUGCUGAAGCCCAUCCUACUAAUAGAGGCACCUCUACCACACGAAUGAUGCAAAUACAGAGCCUUUUUUACACUUCC